Molecule: messenger RNA, 1938 nt
Organism: Trametes versicolor FP-101664 SS1
Lineage: Eukaryota; Fungi; Basidiomycota; Agaricomycetes; Polyporales; Polyporaceae
Exons: 8
Coding region: 316-1482 (388 amino acids)
Source: RefSeq, a predicted model, not a curated record
GGUCUCCGCGUGCGUGAUGUUCGCGGUGUAGUACGUUCGCACGUCCGGAUAAUGAGACCCUACCGGAUGCUUCACGGACUGGCUGCGGGAGCGUUGUCGCGGCGAGAUUAUAAGCGGUGCACUUUUGAGUGCUUCUGAGUCGAGCCGUCCGCUGCGUGCGGAAUGUCGCUGGAGUCGGUCAGCGCAGCCAUAGCGCGGACUCUGCCCACAGUCAGCGCGUCGCGUACAGCGCAGCCGCCUCCGACGAGUCUCGUGCAACGCCAGUGGGACGUCCGAAAUGCUGCCAGUAUGUGAAACGAUUCGCAGCUGUUAAAAAUGCAUGCACACCGCGUCGGUGGACGCGUCCGGAAGAGCACGGACACUCCGCGCACUUGGAUGGAUGCGGGCGCCCAUCCCGACAGGAGGAGAAACUGCCAAGUCUCUAAGUCGCCCACCACCGCCGCAGUGAUCUCUGCCAUGAUCGCCGCCGGACCUCACCCGCUCGCUCCUGCUCUGGCGGCCAUUCUCUGCACAUUAGUCAGCUCCGAUGUCAUUUCCGCGCGACACCUCCGCAGGCCCGCGGUGUUCCGUCCCGCAGUUGUUGCUUCGUGCACCAAGAUGAUGGAGCCAUACCGAACACUUCGUGUCGUGGUCGCAGGAGAGUCACCCCUGCCUGCCAGAGCGAAGAUGUGGGCAGUGCACUUGCGAGCGCAAUAUUGGACCCGUCCGCCGCAUACUGCCGGAAGUCGAUCGCGUGGGUCGUCGCGACCCUGCCGCCGCAAAGCUACCUGCAAGCUCGGAAUGUCGACACUCAGCGCAUUAUGUACAGCUCGACUUCUUAAGAUGACUCCCGUGCAAUGGCGAACAGACGCCCGAAACGCGAAGUCGGGGAUGGAUGUCGCCACCGCAGACACUGCGAGUCUAGGUGGCAAGUUGGAUGUUUGUGCCAAGUAUCCUCCUCCUCAUAGGCCUCGGCGACAAGGAAAGCCUGCCUGGACACCUUUGCAGGACCAUGGAUGGCCCUCAUUGGGUGCGGAAGACUGUGAGACCCGCCGCGCACUCGGAUGGACGCGGGCGCCUAUUCCGACAGGAGUCGAACCUGCAAAGGGCCUGCGUUGUCGCCGGUCGCCUUCUGCCACUCCUGCGCGUCCUGGCUCUACGGAGUCCUCGCUGCGUCUCCACGCUCUCCCGGUGCAUUUCUGCCCGCCAAACUGUCUUAACCUCUACGAUGCCCUGAUAGCUGUGUUUCCAUCAUGCGUGAACACAUGCGCGCAUUUGCUACGCGGCAGCGGAGAAAGAACAGCUCGGCGAGUGUGGGCGCCUAUCCCGCCGACCUGCGAACCGUCCAAGUCUUGCACAGUGGGUCUCUUUGGUUCCGCCACCUCUCUCACAUCUCGCAUGGUUGCCGUUCGCCCCCGGUGGCCGCAGAACGCGCCCGGAACAUCCAAAUCUGUUGCACAUGUCCGCUCCGAAGUGGCGGACAUGGUCUUCGACUUUGCGUGAUCGCAGUGAUGUUCGCUUGGGGCGUGGAACAUCUCUGAGCGCACUCUGUGCUCAUCGGCGCCGUGCUGCACAGGCCAAUGCUCGUCUACUUCACAAAUAGGCCCGCAACACGUUCCGAGGACGCUGGCGCUUAGAUACAGACGGCUCGGAAGUUCGACGUGCUCAAGUCGUGACUUCCCGGCACCGUACAUGCCCUGCAAGCGUUUACUAUGGUGCUCUCGCGGAUACUACUCUUCAGCAGCUUGAAGUUGGUAUGCGUAUCGUGAUUUGAGCUCGAUCGCAAACACUGGAGCUAUGUGCAGGUGCGCUGCACUCACCACACAUACUCCCAGCUGCGAGCCCGCUAGAUCGAGGCCUUUGCGAAGUAGCCAUCACCAGCAAGAGUAAGCGGCUACUUGAUGCCACCCUAGCGUAUAAGACGCUCCAGGGAGGUGUGCAGGUGUUGCGUGAGUGUGC